This is a messenger RNA of Sardina pilchardus (European sardine), 673 nucleotides long. RefSeq names its product complement C1q-like protein 2. The coding region runs from base 54 to 626 and encodes 190 amino acids. The record is from RefSeq and is a predicted model, not a curated record. The transcript is spliced from 4 exons. NCBI's taxonomy places the organism in Eukaryota, Metazoa, Chordata, Actinopteri, Clupeiformes, Clupeidae. Gene Ontology annotation, molecular function: protein binding.
GCACAGAAACACCAAACGUUAUUUCACAACUUAAAAAGGAGUUUGCAAAGAGGAUGAUUUCUCUAAAGCUGAUAGUGUUUUUGGUUUUUGUGUAUGUGGCAGAUACACAAACAACCACAGAAAGUGAAACUGUUGUGGAGCUCAAGAGCCGAAUUGAAGCCUUACAGAGGGAAUUGGAUGCCAUUAAACAGCACCUGAAGACUGCUGUGGCAUUCUCCGCCACUCUACAGACUCAGAAACCACAUGAAUUUCUUGGACCUUUCAACGAAAAUCAAAAACUAAAAUAUGAAAAUGUCAUUACUAAUGUCGGAAAUGCCUACAAUCCAAACACAGGCAUUUUCACAGUGCCGGUGAAAGGGAUCUACUUUUUCACCUUUGUCCUUUUUAACCCAAUCGGCAACAACCACCCAACCGGUGGACAGUUGAUGAAGAAUACGGAAAUGGUGGUCUCAGCUACUGAUAAUAUACCCGGAACAGACACAGAGGACACAACAUCUAACUCUGUCACUCUCGACUUGGAAGUGUCAGACACGGUGUACAUACAGAUGGAAAGUGGCAGGGCUAUCUACACAGACGGGAAUAGGCGCAACACUUUCAGCGGCCACCUCAUACAUACAAGUGAAUAAGAGGGGUGAAAUGAAGUGAAAUAAACUGACUAAACUGGCUUCCAUAA